AAGAGCUCCUCAUUGGGCUCGGGUACAUGAAAAUAGCAGUCCUAUCUAUCUAGCUCCGCUUCCAUCCUUAGAGUAAUGUGUACUGUCAAGGGGUACGGGUUUUGCGCCUAGAUCGUAGAAUCAAGUCAGCCCAUUGCAUCUUCAACAAUUACAUUUGGGCAAUAAGGUCAGGCCCACACUCAGUACUGUCAGAGCAAAAGCAUUGUUUGGGUUUUUUGGCGGCUACAACUUCCAGGAUAGAAUUCUUGGACACCAUUGUUGGUUUACUUCAUUUUUUUUCCUGAUUGAAGCUCUAUUCUUUGUAGUUGGAGAAGAAUUCAGCAUUCCUUCAAAUCAAACACAAUUCAUUGCCAAAUUAUGCUCUCAGGCUUGGCUACUGGGAAUCACUUGCAACCCAAAUUUGUCAACUUGCAAACAGGGCAUGUUUCUGGUCGUAAGAUGGGGAAAAUAUAUUUGGCAAGACUUGGGCAUUCAAAGAAACGAACUGCAUGCAAAUUUUCCCCAUCAGAGAAAGUCACCUUUGCUCAUGAGGAGCAUGAAAAGAAUUGGCCUUUGGUUAAGAUGUGUGGGAUUGCAACAGCUAGAGAUGCUGCAAUUGCAGCAGAAGCUGGAGCUAAUUUUAUUGGGAUGAUUAUUUGGCCCAAUUCAAAACGUUCCAUUUCACUUUCAGUAGCAAAGGAAAUUUCAAAAGUUGCAAGGUCAUAUGGAGCAAAGCCUGUUGGUGUGUUUGUGGAUGAUGACACGGACACAAUAUUGCGAGCCGCAGAUGCAUGUGAUCUUGAGUUUGUGCAGCUUCAUGGAACUGGUUCACGGGCAGCUUUUCCAGAUUUAGUUAAAGAAAAACAGGUAAUAUAUGUUCUUCAUGCAAAUGCGGAUGGAAACCUUAUAAAUCAAAUUUCAGAUGAGGAUUGCUCAAUGGUUGAUUGGGUUCUUGUUGAUAGUGCAACAGGUGGUAGUGGCAAAGGGUUUAACUGGGCACAGUUUAAAUUACCACCAAUUAGAAGCAAGCAUGGAUGGCUCUUGGCAGGAGGAAUCCACUCUGAAAAUGUUUGUGAAGCUCUGUCUAUUCUUAAACCUCAUGGGGUUGAUGUCAGCAGUGGCAUUUGCGACUCAGAUGGCAUCAAGAAAGAUCAAUCGCAAAUAUCUUCCUUGAUGUAUGCUGUUCGUUCUGUACGCUAUUGAUUGUGCUUUAAGGUAAUCAAUCCACAAUUGCGCAGACUGCAAUCUGGCUCAUCAAAUUGACAGAAGAUAUUACAUUAUAAUUGUGUAUGCAAUUUCAAUUUACUUUCAUUUAUUUAAGGGUAAGUUCUGUGCUCUUGGAAGUACAAGGACCUCUGUACUCAAAAAGUAUAAUUUGUGGUUGUUUUAUUCAUUCACUUAAAAGUUCCUGAGCACCUCAAAAUGUUUUGUUCAAA
Jatropha curcas is the source of this 1415-nucleotide messenger RNA. Its product is annotated as N-(5'-phosphoribosyl)anthranilate isomerase 1, chloroplastic. Lineage: Eukaryota; Viridiplantae; Streptophyta; Magnoliopsida; Malpighiales; Euphorbiaceae. Gene Ontology annotation, biological process: L-tryptophan biosynthetic process. The record is from RefSeq and is a predicted model, not a curated record. Gene Ontology annotation, molecular function: phosphoribosylanthranilate isomerase activity.